AUGCGUUCUUCUUUGGCUUACGGAGCCCUGCUCCAAGCAUCGCUAUACAGCGUCGCAAGUGCUUCGCCGGCACCAACACCUCGUCGCGUCUUCCAAGCUGAGCCUCUGGCAGCUCAGGUCACCGGCUCGCCCGUCGAGAACUCCCCGUCACGCACUGAGCAGCUCCGUCGUGAUCUCAUUGGCGACGUCAAGUCGGACAUUGGUUCGGUUCUCGGUGGACUUGGCUCAGACCUUCCUUCAUGGGUCGCAUCCGGCGUUCCCAACUUCUUCCAGGGCUUCCCUACUGGAGACGCUGUUGUCUCGUCACUCGGUCUCAACGACGCCCAGGUCUCUGCACUGCCCACCCAGGUCCUCAACCUUGACCCCUACGCCAACUGGACCGAGUCUGGCUGGAACGUGAGAUUCCACGGAAACGUCUACAAGCAGCCCAACACCUCUACCGCCGACCUCAACCGCCUGGCCAACAUCUUCCUCGUUGACACCUCGGUUGAGGAUCUUCCUCAGGAUCAGGCUGACAGAGCCCGUAAUGUGACCGCCUCCAUCUUCGUCAUCCAGCAAGGAGACGUAGCCGUUGCACCUAUUCACCUCGACCCUGCUGCGUCGCAAGGCUCUUCGGGCGAGCCAGGUGGUGGUGGUGCCGUCACUCCUAGCGGCGGAAACCAGACCAUCACUCUUCCCUACAACACCACCGUCGAGGGCGACUUUGAUGUCUUUGUCCCUAUUAACGGCAAUGGUCUCAUGAACGGAAACGAGACCGAUCAGGUCCAGCGUUUGAACACACACGUCGAGGGCGCAUCUAUCGGCAACUCGACUGCAUACCUUGUACCUACCACAGGACUCACUGUCGUUUCGGAUAUUGAUGACAUUUUACGCGUGACAAAAAUCUACGAGCCUUCUCAAGGUCUGCUCAACUCCUUCGCGAAGGAGUACGUCCCCUGGGAGAACAUGCCCGACAUCUACGCCAACUGGAGCAAGAGCCUGCCCAACAUGCACUUCCACUACCUGACAACUACCCCCGAGCAAGUUACCAGAGCUUACAUGAACUUCACCUACUCCCACUACCCCGGUGGUUCAUUCGAUACCCGCCCUCUUAACUUCUCCGACGUCUCUGCCACUCUUUCCAUCCGCAAGUUCCUCUUGACCAAGAUCUUUGAGACCUUCCCUGAGAGAAAGUUCAUCCUUGUUGCCGAUACCUCAAACAGCGAUGUUAUGAAGGAUUACCCCCUGAUGGCUACCACCUAUCCCGAUCAAGUGCAGUGCAUCUUCCUGCGCAACACUACCGCUACAGACUCUGGUGACAGAUUCCCUUACGACACCAGCGGUUUCAAGGAUCUCAACCAGGAGAAGUACAUGUUCUUCUUGAACCCCGAUGAUCUUAGCGGUCUCGACAUUGCCAACGGACAGUGCUACAACCAGUCGAUUGCCCAGAACCUGACCUUUGGGUACCAGGGACUGCCCCUGGGCCUUGGCGACAGUCCGACUGCCACCAACGCCUCUGCCACUGGCUCUGCCAACAAGACUGGCAAGAGUGGAGCAUCUGCAUUCAAGAGCAAGGACGUUGUUGGCGCACAGAGCUCCUUGGCUCUUGUCGCAGCACUUGGUGCCGCCAUGUUCAUGUUCCUUUAG
Molecule: messenger RNA, 1626 nt
Organism: Aureobasidium namibiae CBS 147.97
Lineage: Eukaryota; Fungi; Ascomycota; Dothideomycetes; Dothideales; Saccotheciaceae
Exons: 1
Coding region: 1-1626 (541 amino acids)
Cellular component (GO): actin cortical patch
Molecular function (GO): phosphatidate phosphatase activity
Source: RefSeq, a predicted model, not a curated record